AUGGAGGGUACAUUCAACUUUUCCCCCGAGGUGCCGGACUUUUCCACAUCGGUGGAUAAAUCCCCUCUUAAUCAGCGUGGGUGGACUUUUCAAGAGCGGCUCCUGCCUGGACGUACAGCACACAUAACUCAACAUGGAGUCUUCUGGAACUGUGUAGAGCUUGCUGCGUGGGAAUUCGAUCGUCAAGGACGCUCCACUGGUCCCCAACUCGGCAGAUAUAGUAGCACUCUGCACAUGUACAGACGGUGGAAGCUGGAAGAAGAAGAAGAAGCAGCCGAAAGUUUCAACAGAGUCUCUCGCGCUUGGAUUGGACUGUGUAAGCAGUACUCGACUCGACAGUUCUCCAAGCCUACCGAUAAGCUGCCAGCUCUCUCAGGAAUAGCGAAGCUUUUCCAUGCCAAGUACUAUGCUGGCGCCGAAUACCUGGCCGGUGUGUGGUCCAGCGAGCUUCCUGAAGCCCUGGCAUGGCAUACAGUCUUCAGCACAAGUCAAGUAUCGCGUGUCUCAGAAAGCGGAAAGAAUAGUGGCCUUCCAAGUUGGUCAUGGGCAUCGGUGCAGACAAAGAUUGAAACACCUCUCGAUGAAUACUUUACGCCUUCAGGCAGGGGAUACUCUGCAGAGGUGGUGAGCGUCAAUGUCGAGCGAGCGACUCGAGACCCGUUUGGGCACGUCCGUCGUGGCGUGUUGCGGCUGAAAGGCCGUUUCAAGUUUCUCAAGCUGCGUACCCGCGGGUUUACAAGUGUGCUCAACGAAGCGAGAGUGGUUUUCACCACAAUCAUCGACGGAAAAGAGUACGGAGAGAAUGAGAACAACGCGAUCCACAUCGACGAGCCGAAACAUUUGAAUGAGAUGAAAGGGACACAAAGGACAGAAUUCUUGUUGCCAGCAUUCAUCCUGUUCGAGAAUAAGACCUGGGACCAAUGGUUUAUUCUAUUGCUAGAACAAUCAAGAGUCAUCGGCGAAACUAAUGUGUAUCGUCGUAUAGGUCUGUAUGUGACCUCACAGACUCGCGUUGCCGAACCGGACCUGAAGCAAGGCUGGGAGGAGACGGAGAUUGACCUUACCUGA
This is a messenger RNA of Exophiala spinifera, 1068 nucleotides long. RefSeq lists its product as uncharacterized. The transcript has a single exon. The record is from RefSeq and is a predicted model, not a curated record. NCBI's taxonomy places the organism in Eukaryota, Fungi, Ascomycota, Eurotiomycetes, Chaetothyriales, Herpotrichiellaceae. Bases 1 to 1068 code for a protein of 355 amino acids.